Molecule: messenger RNA, 3678 nt
Organism: Pecten maximus
Lineage: Eukaryota; Metazoa; Mollusca; Bivalvia; Pectinida; Pectinidae
Product: transcription factor GATA-4-like
Exons: 8
Coding region: 428-2095 (555 amino acids)
Biological process (GO): negative regulation of transcription by RNA polymerase II; positive regulation of transcription by RNA polymerase II; cell fate commitment
Cellular component (GO): nucleus
Molecular function (GO): zinc ion binding; RNA polymerase II cis-regulatory region sequence-specific DNA binding; DNA-binding transcription factor activity, RNA polymerase II-specific
Source: RefSeq, a predicted model, not a curated record
AGAAAACGCGACCGGUUCGUAUCAGUGUGUACGAAUACUCAGAGGAUAGUGGAGAAAUUUGCCUUGGUGGAACUGACCCAGGUUUUUCUGAUAAGUGAUAAAAAGUUGACUAUAAUAUACAACUCGGAUAGCGGGACCGAGAGGGAUACGGAGACUCGAGGUGUACCGAUGUUUCCGGAUUACGCCCUGGAUAAAUCGUUUUGGAUAUUGAAUGUACCUUGAUUGGAUACGAACAGGUUGUGUUUCCUGUAUCCAUUUCUGCAAAAACAAGAAACGGCAUAUGCAGGUAUUUGUUACACAAUUCCAACCCAACGCCAGGCGACAACAUUAGCCUGUUUGGAGCGUCGUCUACUGUCAACAUCCACAACGACCUUUGAGUUAAUUUACUGUGUAGAAUUGUUUUAAGUAGCAUACCGAAUGGAGUUUAAUGGCACAUUCGGAACUCCUCUGGCUUAAUUCGGAAAAUUAUUUGAAUCGUUCUAAAGAACAACGAUUUGACGACAGGAAAAAUUACAACGGAAUUCAUUCCAGAGCACCCCACAACGGUUCCGGCAGUAGUUCGCUGGAAGCACAAAGCGCCUCUUCUCGGGGUAUGCUGAAUUUCCAAGAAAACAGUCCACUUCUGCCUUGUGAGGACGUCGAAGUUUUCUUUAACCAUUUGGACAGACCUUUGCCAAACCAGCAUUCUCCAUCUGAGGUCAGAGGUCAAGGUCGUGACUCUGAGCCCCAUCAUCUGACCGCAUCCACACCAGACUCGAACCCCAAACUCUCCCCCGACAGUAUGUUUCAAAACAGCGCUAUGCACUCUAUGUCGCUUCCAUCGGGUGCGACUGCCCCUACAUACCACGAGUCCCCGGGGGCUAACAGUUUCAUGCAUCCCGCGGGUGCCAGCCCCGUGUAUGUUCCCACGACACGUGCAGUCCUUCCAAUGCAGUAUGUAAGUAACGGAGGCGGACAGUCAGUUUCCACACCGUCCGGAUCUCCAGCCAUGUGGACAAUGCCCCCGGAAGCAUCGUAUAGUACCUCGAAUUCACACCCUUCAGUGUCUCCUCGGUUUGCAUUUGCACCCUCGCCGAGCUCGCCCAUCAGUUCCCCGACGGCCCGGACCGAUACUAGUUACAAUACGCCCCUUGCCCGACCAAGCGGGCUUAGUCCCUACCCCUACAUGAGCCCAGAGUUCGCAUGGAAUUACAACAUGAGUCUACAGCAGGGACUGCGUAGGUCUGCACCCGAUAACCAGGACUAUUUUGCGGAUUUGGAAGGGCGGGAAUGCGUCAACUGCGGAGCAAUUUCUACACCGUUAUGGCGACGGGACGGGACCGGGCACUAUUUAUGUAACGCAUGUGGACUCUAUCACAAGAUGAAUGGAAUAAACCGUCCCCUCAUAAAACCCCAGAGGCGAUUGGGAGAUUUUGGCGAGCCGUAUCCUUCGGGUCCCCAAUACCAAACCCCGGAUCCUUCUCUGCAGGCUUUUGGGGCGUGGACAACGGGACCCAAAGCUAUAGGGAAAUCUAGAUCCGCCUCUCGUCGGGUUGGAUUGUCAUGCGCAAACUGUCAUACGACAACAACUACGUUAUGGCGUCGUAAUAAUGAAGGAGAACCCGUAUGUAACGCAUGCGGACUGUACUACAAACUUCACGGGGUAAACCGCCCGUUAGCCAUGAAGAAGGACGGCAUUCAAACGAGGAAAAGAAAACCAAAAAGUCUAUCAAAAAAUAAAUCUGCCCCAAAGUCCGAACAAAAUGAUAUAAAACCUGACCAUUCUCCUAACAACAAUAACGUCUCCUCUGGUCAGGGUGGACAUGUAACCGGAAGCGGAAACGGCACGCCUUCCAUGAAUGGGACAAACGUCACUGCCCUCCUUGGACCUACAUCCGGUGUAACACCACUCACAGCUGUCGGUUCAGAACAUUCUUCUCUAUCUAGUCCUGUAAAUCUAGCCGCAGUUACGCAUUAUUCUUCACCCUCACCACCUAAGGCAGUUCCUGUCAAGAUGGAGUCCGAACUCCAUGGACACGGUGGUCACGUGUCUGUUGGUGGCAUUCCUCAUUCAGACAAUUCCAGUUUAAGUACUGUUGCAGUCGGUGCUAAUUGAUAAACUUUAUCCCGGCGUUUAUAAUGUUUAUUGUACACGAGCACGUAAUGUAUUGAGAUGUGACGGACUAUGACGAAAGAUGUUAGGAGAAUAGCGGCAAGAAUGAGUGCUGGUUUGAAUUGAAUUAUGUUUUGGAGGUAGACAUUGUCGAACAUAUGAUUGGUUGAUUCAAAAGUCCUAUGAAACAUCUCAAACUUUUCGUACGAUAAUUAUGCAUUGCUUUGGAUCCAUACUCAAUGACUUUCCAUAUACUCCAAUGAAAUCAUGUCGAGAUUUAAGAGUGACAAAAUCCGAAUAAUCGUGGAAACACGACAGUGUUAAUUAAUCUUGCUCAUCAAACCUUCCAUACGAUAAGUGGUCUGCUUACCACAGCUCUACCUCAGGUAAAAUACGAAACUAAGACUCAUUAUAGUUUGUGUUCAGUUUUUGUUUCAUGAAGUAAAAUGUAAACAAUUGUUAUAUUAUGUUGUGUUCUCUAAGCAAGUGUCAAAGUAGACAUUUCGUUUGGUUGAUUAGGACCAGUAUUGAAUUGAGAAGGAUUUAUGUUGUAAAUGCCAAGGGACAUGUUUUGACAAUAUGAAAGUAUUAAUUGGUUUGCGAGUUACAGAGAUUUUUGUAGAUAAAUUCCCCUUAAUAUGUGUGUAAAUAACCACAGUUGUUUUCAAAUGGUAUGAACAUGUGAUUCUUAUAUAAAGUAUAUACAAUUGUAUAUAUAUGCUUAUGAUAAUAAUGUAAAAUAAAAAUAUUUAUAAAAGAUGUGAGUUAUUAGAUAAAAACCAAUUUUUUUCUUAUCCAAUUUUUCAGAAACAUAUAUCAAAUAUCACUUUCUGUGAAUAAAUUUCACUAAGUCGUGUUAUAUUAAUAUAUUACAAUGAGUAUAUUUAUGAAAUUUAUUCGCACAAUUAUAAUGGGUAUUUGGAAGAGAAUUCUUUUGAAAUUGAUAUAAGAAACAGUUUUUACUAAACGUGUUUUUUUUGUGUGGGGCUAUACCGAAAUAUUGCUACAGGUAGAAAUUAUUUUAUGUCAUUAAAAAAAAAACUCCCUAAGAAAUGACAAAUUUUAUUUUUUGUAUUCAGGAAUUCAAACAAAACUUUUUACACAAAGUAUUUAUUAUUGAAUAUAUUAAUUAAAGAAAAAUAUUUCCCCUGCAAUGCACAUGUUCAAAAACGAAAUUCAAAUAUGAUUUCAGAAAGACAAAGUCAUAUUCUCAUAAUUAUACGGAAAUCCUUGCCAUAUCGUAAGGUUUGGUUGUCAUUCAGAACGUGUUGUUCUAGAGAUUUUUAAUUUAUGUCCUGUUUGUGUAUUUGCCCAUAUUUAUGUGCCAUUUGAGAGAAGUAGUUUCACAGGAGUUUUCUUAGGCCUAAUAUAUUUACAACGAAGAUUAGUUAGUACAUGAUCAUUUCUGGGUAAAGUAUAAAUGAAUGCUUUGUAAACGUAUGAAAGCGCGUAAGAUAUUUAUUUUUAUAACUGUGAAUUAGUGCCAUAAGCUAUCAAUGUGUGAAGUGUAUUGUAGAUUUUUAAUGACAAUAUUGGUUUCGUGUACAGAUACAGGUAUUAAGUAAACCGGCGACAUUUGUUGUAAA